This is a messenger RNA of Candida tropicalis MYA-3404, 2070 nucleotides long. Its product is annotated as dipeptidyl-peptidase III. Gene Ontology annotation, biological process: proteolysis. Gene Ontology annotation, molecular function: metalloexopeptidase activity; dipeptidyl-peptidase activity. The coding region runs from base 1 to 2070 and encodes 689 amino acids. Gene Ontology annotation, cellular component: cytoplasm. Lineage: Eukaryota; Fungi; Ascomycota; Pichiomycetes; Serinales; Debaryomycetaceae. The transcript has a single exon. The record is from RefSeq and is a predicted model, not a curated record.
AUGUCAGCCAACAAGGAAUUAUUCUAUGCCGACGUUGAUUCACCAAUCGUCGUCUUGUCUGCUUUGAAACAUUUCAAUGCCUUAUCAACAGACAAAGCCAAAAAAUACGCUCAUUAUUUAUCUAGAGCUUCAUUCCACGGUACAAGAGCUGUUUUGAGAUCAGUUUCUCCAGAAAGUGAAAAUAUUUAUGAUAUGAUUUUAGCCAUUCAUGCCAAAUUAGGAACUCCUAAAUCUGCCGAAGAAUACACUGAAAAAUUGGCCCCAUUGGAUGCCAAAGACGUUCAAUAUUACUUGGAUUAUGCUUUGCAAUUUUUGGAUAAUGCUGGUAAUUUCAAAUCUUUUGGGGAUAAGAAAUUCAUUCCACGUUUAUCUGUUGAAAAGUUCGACCAAUUGAUUGAAAUUGUCAAUGACAAGCAAAUUAGUGACUUGUAUGCUAAAGUUAAGGAACCAAUGUUUAGCACUGAAAAGGGAUUGUUGGGUUACCCUGCUGCCGGACACGUUUCCAACUAUUACCCAAACAGUGAAGAUAUCACCAAAGCUGAAAUUGUUGCUGUUAACCAAUUAUUGGCCAGUAAAGGAAUUAUGCCAGAAAACACCAGAGUUGAAAAGAUAUCUGAUUCUGAAUAUAUUGUUCAUGUUGCAUCUGCUGAAACCACCAACAAAACUGACUAUUAUCCUCAAGAUAAAUUGACUUCUGAAGAUGGUAAAUUCUCUGUUACUUUUAAAUUUGGUGAUCACAGUCCUGAAUUUGCCAAGAUUGUUGAAAAUUUCAAGAAAGCUUUACCAUAUGUUGCUAAUGAAACCCAAGAAAGAUUACUCAAAUACUAUAUUGAAUCCUUUUCUACCGGUUCUAUGAAUGCCCACAAGAAAUCACAAAUUGAAUGGGUUAAAGAUUUGAAACCAGAAGUUGAAUCCAACAUUGGUUUCAUUGAAACUUACAGAGACCCAUCUGGUGUUAGAGGUGAAUGGGAAGGUUUGGUUGCCAUGGUCAACCAUGAAAGAACUGCUAAAUUUAGCAAAUUGGUUGACAAUGCUGGAUUUUUCAUUGCCAAAUUGCCUUGGGAUAAAAUUUAUGAAAAGGAUACUUUUACUCCACCUGAUUUCACUUCUUUGGAAGUUUUAACUUUUGCCGGUUCUGGUGCUCCAGCUGGUAUCAACAUUCCAAAUUAUGAUGAUGUUAGAUUAAAUUAUGGUUUCAAGAACGUCUCCUUGGGUAAUGUCUUGUCAGCUUCACCAAAAAAUCCAAAAACCAAAGAAGUUAUUACAUUCAUUAGCGAAGACUUGGAAGAAGGAUUUAAGAAAUGGCGUGAUAUCGCUUUCGAAGUCCAAGUUGGUUUGCACGAAUUAUUGGGUCACGGUAGUUGUAAACUUUUACAAGAAGUUGCUCCUGGUGAAUUCAACUUUCCAAAAGAUUUGGAUGUUAAAAGUUACUACAAACCAAACGAAACUUGGGGUUCCGCAUUUGGUCAAAUUGCUGGUUCUUAUGAAGAAUGUCGUGCUGAAUUGGUUGCUUUAUACUUGAUUUUGAGCCAACCAAAAGAAGUUUUGCCAAUUUUUGAUAUUGUUACCGAAGAAGACCAAACCAAGGUUAAAUUCUUUUCUGCUUUAAUGAUGAUCAGAGCUGGUUUACUCGGAUUGGAAUUCUGGGAUCCUAAAUCCGAAAAAUGGGGUCAACCACAUAUGCAAGCCAGAUUUGCCAUUAUGAAACAAUUACACAAGGCUGGUGUUUUCAAGUAUGAAUUUGAUGGUGAAAAUCUUACUAUUAUUAUGGAUGAACUGAAAUUGAAUGAUGGCACUGCUGUCAAUGCACUCGGUGACUUCUUAUCGAACCUUCAUGUAUUCAAAUGUACUUGUCAAGUUAAAGCUGGUACUGAUUACUACUUGGAAAAAUCCAGAGUUGAUCCAGAAUACAGUAGAUUCAGAGAUAUUGUAUUGAGAGAAAAGAGACCAAGAAAGAAGGUUAUUCAAGCCAACACCUUUUUGAAUGAAGAAACUGGUGAAAUUACUGUUGUUGAAUAUGAAGAAAGUGAAGUUGGUAUGAUUCAAAGUUACUAUGAUAGAAAUAUCUAG